GUUUGUUUCAUCUCCGUCAUACAUCGUCUUGCUUUGGAGCUUGCAGACUCGCUAGCCUCCGCACUCACUCUCUCUGUCUCCUCCAAGCGAAGUUGUGAAUCGGAAGAUUUGAAAAAGCAGCAAUGGAGACUGCUGUUAUAGCUCCUAGCAUUCUGAAUGACGACAAGAUUCACAGCUCUGUGAUGCUUUUCAACCGAUGGUCCUAUGACGACGUUCAAGUCAGUGACAUUUCUGUGCAGGAUUACAUUACUGCAACUGCUUCCAACCAUCCAACCUAUAUGCCUCACACUGCUGGCAGGUACCAAGCUAAACGGUUUAGGAAGUCCCAGUGCCCUAUUGUAGAGAGGCUGACCAACUCCCUCAUGAUGCAUGGACGGAAUAACGGGAAGAAGCUGAUGGCGGUCCGCAUUGUCAAGCAUGCUAUGGAGAUCAUCCAUCUGUUGACUGACCUAAAUCCCAUUCAAGUCAUCGUUGAUGCUGUUAUCAACAGUGGACCGAGAGAAGAUGCAACUCGAAUUGGUUCUGCUGGUGUUGUGAGGCGUCAGGCUGUGGAUAUUUCUCCCCUUAGACGCGUUAAUCAGGCGAUAUAUCUCCUUACAACUGGUGCUCGUGAGAGUGCUUUCAGGAACAUUAAGACCAUUGCAGAGUGUCUUGCUGAUGAGCUUAUUAAUGCUGCCAAGGGUUCUUCGAACAGCUAUGCAAUUAAGAAGAAAGAUGAGAUCGAGAGGGUUGCAAAGGCCAACCGUUGAGAGUGGAUCUCUUUGGUGGUGUGGAGGAGCUUCAUAUUAGGACAGUUUUGCUUGUGGUGCUCCCUAUUUCUUUUCUAAGAGCUAUAGAACUCGCCAAUGAGAAAAAGUUAUGGUGAACUCUUUGCUGUUUUGUAAGGAUUAAGGUUUUUCUGUCGUCUUUUUCGACAUUGAAGACCAACGUAUCGUUUGUUUUGAUUUGGUAUCACUACUGAAUGAAUGCUCUGGUUCAUUGGUACUUGGUUUUAAUUUAAUUUAAUUUAUAUUCUGGCCUUUUUCAUUUAUGCCAAUUAUUUUGGGGCUUUACGA
This is a messenger RNA of Ilex paraguariensis (yerba mate), 1055 nucleotides long. The record is from the annotation of a GenBank genome assembly. NCBI's taxonomy places the organism in Eukaryota, Viridiplantae, Streptophyta, Magnoliopsida, Aquifoliales, Aquifoliaceae.